Messenger RNA from Dermacentor andersoni, 5623 nucleotides. RefSeq names its product sodium-dependent multivitamin transporter-like. The record is from RefSeq and is a predicted model, not a curated record. Gene Ontology annotation, biological process: transmembrane transport; sodium ion transport. Gene Ontology annotation, molecular function: symporter activity. Lineage: Eukaryota; Metazoa; Arthropoda; Arachnida; Ixodida; Ixodidae. Gene Ontology annotation, cellular component: membrane.
AAUAUCUUCCAACAAUCUCAGCACGAUAUAAAAUCUUUGACGUACGAGCCAUCGCGCCAUCCCAGACGGCUGUUCUGUAUAAUAGCCGCUCGUAUCCCCGUUCCCACUUUCUUUGUUGCCUUCCUUAGUUCGGUUUACGAUUGCAUCCUUUUGUGCUGCAGCUGCUCUUGUUCUGCAUCCGGCUAUCGAGGCAAGUCGCGCGUGAACAACAGUCAGCUGUCAAUGCACGUAUGUUAAGCCAGCUGCAGUCUUGCCGAAUACAGGCUUGCUGUAAGAUCGCAUAGCGAGAACUUCGCCGACCACUGCGCAGCGAGCACGUGACAGCCCUCUCGUGAUUCCAUGGAGUCUGUGUACACUCAAGCGUCGACGCUGCUGCAUUUUCCGAGCAGCCAGGAGCUUCUGGCGAGGUUCACGUACUACGAUUACGCGGUGUUCGUGUGCAUGCUGGCCAUGUCCGGCUCGCUGGGCCUGUGGAGCGCCUGGCACGACAGCCGCAGCGACGCCAAGAGCGGCAUCUCGCUGCUGCUGAACGGCGAGCGGCGGCUUCCCGCGGUUCCCGUUGGCGCCUCGCUCAUGGCCAGCUUUAUAUCGGCCGCCUACCUACUGGGAAAUGCGGCCGAGGUGUAUCGCAAUGGAACGCUCUACAUGAUGACCUUCGUGUCGUACGGGCUUGCUUUGGCCGUGACGGCGCACCUGUUCAUGCCCGUGUUCUACCAGCUCCAGGUCAUGACAGCCUACGAGUAUCUGGAAUUACGCUUCAGUCGGAUCGUACGGAUGGCUGCCGUCAUCCUGUAUAUGUUCGAAAUGACAAUUUACAUCGCGAUAUCUCUGUAUGCUCCAGCUCUGGCACUUUCUCAACUGACCGGAAUGACGCUGUGGUCGGCAGUCGUGGCCAUCGGCCUGGUCUGCACUGUUUACACAAGCGUCGGAGGCAUCAAGGCAGUGGUCCUGACGGAUACCUUUCAGGCGGUGGUGACAGUGGUGGCUAUGCUGGUCGUGAUAUCACUGGGCAUGUACCAGAUGGGAGGACUGCAGGCAGUGUGGCGGGCUUCACUCAGCGGCGGCCGUGUACAGUUCGAUGUUAUCGACCCGGACCCCACGGUUCACUACACUGUCUGGGGCCUGGCUAUUGGAUCUUUCUUUAACAACGCAGCCAGCUACGCGACCAACCACAUGAUGGUGCUGCGCUACCUGACUGUACCUACACUCAGCAAAGCCAAGUUCGUGGUCUGGUUGAACUUUCCCCUGCUGUGCAUUGUGUUGUCGCUGAGCUGCUUGGCUGGUCUACUAGUCUACGUAAAAUACGCCAGCUGUGAUCCCGUGGCAGCUCAUCAAAUUUUUUCAGAGGACCAGCUGCUGCCCUACUUUGUGAUGGACGUGCUUGGAAAGAUGACCGGAGUUCCUGGCUUGUUCGUUGCCGGUAUCUUUGCGGCUUCACUGAGCUCCAUAUCAUCUGGAGUCAACGCCUUGUGUGCGGUGUCGUUCGUGGACAUCAUUGCCCUCAUCAAGCCAGACAUACCAGACAAAAUCGGCGCAAAGAUUAUUAUGGCACUAGGGGUGUUCUUCGGCCUGCUGACGAUCGGCCUGGUGGGCAUCGCUUCAAAAAUGGGCAACGUGCUCGCCGCAUCCCAGGUCAUCAACAGCUCAAUCGGUGGACCUCUGCUGGGCCUCUUUACAUUGGGAAUGUUUGUUCCAUGUGCCAACAGCAAAGGGGCCAUCUCAGGACUCAUAAUUUCCCUGAGCUUCUCACUCUGGAUAAACUUGGGUCAAUUCGUCACCUCCAUGGCUCUCGCUAAGCCACCUCCAUCUAUGGACGGCUGUCCCGCUGAAGUGCGAAAUGCAACUUCAGCCACCUUGGGCGUCGUCACGGAAGUCGUGAAAGAAGCCAGCCGUGGUCUGUCACCAGAUAUUUACGCUCUCUCAAGCCUUUGGUACAGCAUGCUAGCCUGGUUCGUCUUGAUCGCGGUGGCCGUUCCAGUCAGCUGCUUCACUUCGACAUCCUCUAGCACAGACACCAUGAACCCAAAGCUGAUAUGCCAAGUAGCUGAUGUAGUCUUCUGGUUUGCGCCGGAGAAAUUUCGAGGUCGCCUAAGGUUCAACAUCGGAAAGGACUACGUUGAGCCAGAAAAGCCGACGAGCCUCGAAAAACGGGCCUCUGCGCCACAAGUAGUCUUUGACUGCGAGAAGAAGGCGGAUAAGAAAAAGCACGAGAGCUCCCUCGCCGCCGUCUCGUACAUACGACGGGGGACGAGUGCGUCUUUAGCGGUACCUCCACCUCCACCUGCCCCGCGGAUACCGCCAUCGUCCUGUGACUUUAAAACGCACAUGUAGAGAGCGCACAGGCGCAUCUACUGCCGACCACUGCAGUCACUGCCUCCUAACCGUCUAAUACACGCUCCGUCCACGCGGAAGCCGUGAUGUUUCAUGGCCUAGAGCACUUAACCAUGAACUAGGAUGUCUGCUUCUUGAAGUUGUGUGACAUUCCUCUUUUGCCGGUCUGUUGCUAGACAGGUUUGUUACAGCGGAGGUAAUGGAGGGAAUGAGAACUAGCGCGGCAGCUGUGGUAUGCUAAAGCGACCUGAAACUUCACCGCCACCUCGCCAUCGCCAUCGCUGUGCCAGUGUACAGAAAAAAGCGAUCUCGUGCCUAGAGUGCUACACUGUGCUAGGCUGGCUAAAACUAGCCAAACGCAGUUCUAGCCACCCUAACUGUGUCGCACAUUAUACAUUGGCCUCUAGGCUUCUUGUUUUCUGGGUUGCUUUCUCAGCUAUUACGUCGGCUAUACAAACUGUGAAAUCAGUGCCGCCAGAUGAAAGUGACAGUGAAGCCGUCCGCUGCCGGUUUUGAAGGCCGGAUGAAGGGAUUUGGCAAUCUCUAAGGGCCUUCAACGUGCGUCUGUGCAGGGAUGCUCAUAAAUGGAAGCUCUUGGCAAAAUUAGAAAUGUGCCCGCAUUUGUGCCUCUCUGGAGUUGUGUACAGUUGUGGACAAGUGCUGGCACUCCAUUCUGCUCCUGAGACCGGCGUUCUAACUGGGAAACUGCCGAUCAAUACAGUUAGCCUCAGAUCGCGUGUAACCUACCAGUCAUCAACACUGAUCCAGCAGUAGCGAAUCAAAUGAAUUACAAAUAUGAGGUUGAGAACAUAGUCAGUGUAAGCCUCGCAAGACACAAGUUUGUGGUUACAUAUAGUGACAACUCUUGAGUGAACUGUUACCUGAAAUGACUGCCUCAAUUACCUUAAUUCACAGCUAGGCAUCUUCACCAACUUAUUUUUCUUUUUCAUCGACUAAACAACACCCACCUAGCCACCAAGCGAAAAGUACCUUUACCGUCAAUAGGAGAGCACGUUCAUGAUCUAGAAAACAUUUGACAUUCAUACCGAUGUAUAAAACACGAUGUGGCAAAUGAAUUGCGCUACUAUCCACAAGGGAAACAGAGUUUCAUGAAAAGAAAAAAAAGAUUCCUUCACCGUAGUGUAGCCCAAAGCUACAAAAGACACCCAUAUUGUUUAUCAAAAAGAAAGCUUUGGAGUUGAGAAAAAGUUCGUCGGGGCCGGUGAUCGAAUUCAGGCUAGAACGAAGUGUAUUUUUGUGCUACUGUCGGGCGCAUGAGUUUUACCCUUCCACGAAACGUCCUUCACCUUGCGGAUUUCAGCAAAGCUUGUUAGUCAUAUUGACUAUCCCGGCGGUUCGAGUUCUAUAGCUUAUUUUGCCCUCGCCAUGUGAUCUGCUAGCUUCCUGAAUAGCCACAAUGACAGAUGGCCACCCCGUCAAUGCUUUUGUUCCAUGUUCAAUCUGAGACGAGUUUUUUUAAACUGCGAAGGUAUCUUUCUUAGAGACCCGUGUUUAUUUUUUUUUAUUUUUUUGUAGAUUUGUGCUACUUUAGGAUUUAUGACAAUAUCCCCUUUCAUCAAACAACUACAACUUCAAAGCGUAAAAAAAUGUUCAGAUGCAGUAUCCUGUUAAGCAAACCUCGGUUGUAACUUUCGUGACUUGAAGUCGCCGAACAUCACACGUUCUUUGCCAAGGCUCAUCUAUUUAGUUCUUGGCCCGUUGUCUAGCUAUAACUUAUCAUGCAGAUUUUCUUUUAUAUGAAGGUAGAGCUCCAUGCCGAAACUCUUAAGGCCGAACUACACGCACGCUUGCCGACGCGCGAAAGCUUGCAACGGCGCGCCUUGCGUUUGCCGCGCCUCGCGAGGAAUGACGGCAUGCAUCUACAAGUACGCGUGCCCACUUUGCUCGCUCUUAACGUUUUGACAGACACCAUUUCGUGCUUCGUUAUUGACAGGGCCUUGAAAUGCAGAAAUAUUCAUAAACAAAUUUGUUUUAUUUUUCGUUAGACAAGCGCGAAACGUAAAGAGAAAGCACAUUCCCGCAUGACAUAAAUCUGCCUCACUGAGUGUUGAUUGUACCACGCCGUAGCUGCAUGGAAAGGCGCGUAGAAACUUGAGGCAGCAUUAGUCGUGCUUGCGCCGCAUUUGGACGCGUAUACGAUCUGUCCCGCACCAUCUGCGCAUGCGUAGGCGCGCCGGCGCGAGCUAUCGCGCGCCGGCAAGCAUACGUGUAGUUUGGUCUUCACCAUAGACGUAACUUAUUUGUACAUACUUGUCAUCUUCUUUAAGAGAUCACGCAAAAGGUGACUAUCUAUUCAACGUGUAAAUAAAGAUUGUGAACAUUCAUUGCAUCCAUGUCUCUUUUUGCUUUUAGUCUGUUACGACUCAAUAACAUUAAACGAAAAUUUGUCAACGUCCACAUGUUCACGCACAGCAUGUAUCUGAUCAAUAAUAUAGCACACGUGUACGCACUUUAGACAACAGAGAACAACACCAGCAGCAGCGCCUCCAGCUCUGCUGAAACAAUUUUCUUCUAGGGCUCUAAAGUAAGGUGAAAAUGCGCAAUUUCUAGAUUGGGACUUGCAUUAAACUUCAGUCUUCCGCAGUCCCUCCUUCGAGUUAACGUAAAGGUAGUGCAGGACUUUAGAUCACAGUUCAUGUCGUGGCACCCUCAUUUGAAAGUGAAUUCAUUGUUGGAAUGGAAAUCCGCCAACGGCGGUGAUAUGUGGUUGUGGGAACAAAAAUACCUUUCAUGGCGCGCUUUCCUUAUCGAGGACGUCGGCAACGUGUUCUUAACAGGCUCGCUACAUAAUCUAAAGAUUUCCAGUCAGCUUUAAAGUUUCAUGCAAACGUUUGAAACUGCGUUGUCAAUCAAACUUCCCGGCCGUGGUCUUUUUCUUUGUCGCGUUUUUAUCUACCACGGGGCCACUACGUGUGUAUUUCGCUACUGUUGCUCUCCGGAAAAAAGAUAUUCCUUGUUGCACCGCAAAUCCACUUUGCCUCGUUGUUCCGUGCAGCAGUGCACUUUCCCAGCUUGCUCUCUGUAGAUCAACAGUUUUGCUGUACACGUAUGACUGAGUUAUAGCAGAUGAUGUCUGUCCGAAAUAGUCACUUCCUGGACGAGCAUGUCAAGCAUUACUGAAAAUCCACCGUGCCUUCUUUCUUCCACCGCGCAAUUUCGCGGGAAAAUUUAUUUGAUCGUUGUUCUCCAGGCAGCUGAGCCGUCAGAAGUGUCUCUAUGACGAGCGUCUCUUGUUUAAAGCGAUCCUGCGAAACCUCUCGCCGACGCAGCU